Messenger RNA from Linum trigynum, 1146 nucleotides. The record is from the annotation of a GenBank genome assembly. Lineage: Eukaryota; Viridiplantae; Streptophyta; Magnoliopsida; Malpighiales; Linaceae.
AUGAACGAGAAGGAGAAUAAGGGAGGUAAUAACGACGAGCCGAACAAAAAGUUUUCGAUAUGGGAUUUGCCCGACGUCCCAAUGGGCCAACUCCCGCCUCACCUCCAGCUUCAAAAGACUCGCGUUGUUUGCAAAGCAGAUGCGCCCAUUCACACUGAUAAUAUAUCUUACUCUGGUGCUUAUGCAUCUAUUGGGGUUGAUAAUAGUGUUCACCUGGAUCUUUUUCGUGACAACUUCAAAGUUAACGUGAUCAGACUCACCAAGGAAGACAUGGAAUUUGAUAUGAUUGGUAUUGAUCCUGCACUGGCAAAUGCUUUUCGGAGGAUUCUAAUAUCCGAGGUACCUACAAUGGCAAUUGAAAAAGUUCUUAUUGCAUAUAAUACAUCGGUGGUUCAAGAUGAAGUGCUUGCUCAUCGAUUAGGUCUCGUUCCACUCAAGGCAGACCCCAGGCUGUUUGAAUAUCUUUCAGCAAAUGAUACACCAAAUGAGAAAAACACUAUAGUUUUCAAGCUCCAUGCUAGCUGUAAACGUGGCGAGCGCCGAACAGUGUAUUCUGAGGAAUUGAAGUGGCUGCCGAAAGGGAGUGAGUUGAUAAAGGAAGCAGGCCAAGCAGAUUCAAAACCCACUACUUAUACUUCAUUUACUUGCAGUCAAGACGUGCUACCGGAAUUCUCAGAGGACCCAAUAAGUCCUUCAGAGGAUAAGAUCAUACUUGCUAAACUUGGCUCUAAACAGGAAAUUGAACUAGAAGCGCAUGCUGUUAAAGGCCUGGGUAAAACACAUGCAAAGUGGUCACCGGUAGCCACUGCUUGGUACCGUAUGCUUCCCGAGGUUGUAUUACUGGAAGAUGUAGAAGAUGAGGUUGCAGAGGAACUUGUGAGGAGAUGUCCUGAUAAAGUAUUUGACAUUGAAGAUAUUGGUCAUGGCAAGAAAAGGGCAACUGUGGCUAGGCCACGGGAUUGCAGACUGUGCCGGGAAUGUGUCAGGGGUGAAGGAUGGGAGGAGCGUGUGGAGUUGCGUCGUGUCAAAGAUCAUUUUAUAUUCACGGUUGAAUCAACCGGAGUAUUGCCACCAGAGGUGCUAUUUACAGAAGCUGUCAAGAUCUUGGAAGAGAAAUGCGAGCGUGUAAUUAGUGAGCUCUCUUGA